Messenger RNA from Homo sapiens (human), 14770 nucleotides. RefSeq names its product solute carrier family 2 member 9 (gene SLC2A9). The coding region runs from base 2113 to 3075 and encodes 320 amino acids. Gene Ontology annotation, molecular function: transmembrane transporter activity; urate transmembrane transporter activity; D-glucose transmembrane transporter activity. Gene Ontology annotation, cellular component: basolateral plasma membrane; apical plasma membrane; membrane. The record is from RefSeq and is a predicted model, not a curated record. The transcript is spliced from 10 exons. Lineage: Eukaryota; Metazoa; Chordata; Mammalia; Primates; Hominidae. Gene Ontology annotation, biological process: transmembrane transport; proton transmembrane transport; urate transport.
GCAUGGCUGGCGGGCUGUGGGGAAGGCAGGCCUGGGUGGCAGCCGUGUGACAGUGCUCAGCCCCAGCCUGGCAGCGUGUAGCUGGGGGAUCUGGGGCUUUGAGGCAGGGAGGCCUCAGUUUGAGUUGCACUUCUCCAUCUGUGUGACUUUGGCAUGCUCUCUCCAAGCCCCAGCUGACUGGGCCAACAGCGUCUCUGGUAGACUGGGUGUGUACAUGGAAUGAGGCUAUGGUGGCAGGCUGCCCUGCCCCGCACUUGCAUGGUGGUGUCCCUCUUCUCACCCUCCCCAGGGCAUGGCACGGGCAGCAGCACCGUCGGUCAGUGGGCACCCUCUGCCCGUGCAGUGAGUGGGGAGCGGGUGGAGGGCACAGGCGGGCCACACAGGCAGGGGGCUCCGGGGAGCACAGCUGAGGCAGGAGAAGAUGGCCCCCACCUGCCCUUCACCAGCCUCUGGCAGGGGCACUUCACACCAGGUGCUCCCAAUCUGAUGGGGUGCAGACCAGGGAGGAGUUUGUGUCCUCUAAGGUCAUCGGGGCUGGGAGCAAAGAAGGCACAGAGCACAGAAACGAUGCCCAGCACAGCCCAGGGGCUCAGAAGAAGUGGUAUCUGUGCCGAGACUCAGAGGAUAGGUUUAAAGAGAAAGAGUGAUAGAGAACAGGCGUUUCAUCUGAAAUGUGAUUCUGUUCCAUCAGGGAUCCCCAUUCAGCUCAAGCUCCUCUCACUGCAGAAAAAUAUUCUGGUACUACAUUUCAAUUGGCAGCACCCAUCCCCAAGGCUUAUAAAUGUUCCCUCUUGCCCCCGCAUGUGAUCAGCAGCCUCUACGGAGCACCUCCUCUGCAGCAGGCUCCUCAACAACAUAUGUGGCCAGUGCUGCUAUUAAGAUCCCAUUUCACAGGUGGGCAAGCUGAGCCCCAGAAAAGUCAAGUCACUUGCUCAGACUCCUACAGCUGAGGGGACUGGCCCUGGAGGUAAAGCUGAUAUCACUUGGCUCAAAGCCCCAAAGCUCUAUCUCGUGGCUGGUGGCACUAGAGGAGACAAACGAGACUGGCAGAGCAGGUAAGUGGCCAUCAAGAGACCCGCAUUCCCUUCCAGACGGGAUUUGACUGAUAUGGGUCCCUGAACCAUGGAUCCAUAUGUCUUCUUCACUGUUGCACCCCCACAGCUUUGUCAGGGCCUGGCGCCUACAACACACACACACACACACACACACACACACACACUCACAAAUAUGUCAAAUGAUGGCAAAGAAGGUGCCUUCCGGAGCACCUGGCCCCUGUCCACUUGGCCUGUAUUCCCUGACCAGCUGAGGACAGCCAUCCCUCCUGCCCUGGCUCAUGCCAGCUUGUCAGCCUUUGCCAGGGAUCCAGGUGUUUCUGCCCUAUGGCCCUGUACUGGUGGUGGCUGUCCUUAGAUGGGGCUGCAGGGCAGGACAACACCAAGGCAGGCGCCCUGUUCUCUGUGCCAAACCUUGCAUCUCUACGUCUGCAGGUCCUUGUCCUGAGGCUUGGACCAGCCCCUGUAGUUUGACGCCUCAGACUGGAACAGUAUGUGCAUGUAAGCGUGUGUGCACAUCUGUCUGGCUGUCGGCAGUCUCAGGCCCUUGGACAACGGCACUCAGGUGACGGGUCAGCAGGGGACAGUGCAGUGGUGACUAGAGGGGCACUGCAGCCAGGCCACCUGGACUUCAGUCCCCAUCCUAGACAGCACCAGCCACGCUCCCUGCCCCUCUUUCCUCACCUGUAAUACAGGACAUAACAGCACUGAUCUAAGGACUCAGAGACAAUGCGCAGAAAAGUGCUUAGAAUCACGCCUGGCUGAUAGCGCUUGGAGUCUGGCUUUGCUUUUUUCUGUCUGGGUCGGACACUCGCCAACUUCGCUGAAAGGAUCGUGUGGAGCUGCCCAGAGCAGCUGCUGAAAACUGCGUUUCAGGAAUCCUCACGCAACCCGGAAGGAACGCAAGGGCGUGGCCGCUAAACCUGAGGGCGCCCGGCCUGCGCACGCGGACCUGGACUGGAACCCUACUUGCAGGACUGGUCCUGCUCGCUCCUCGUGGCCUCCCUCGCGGGCGCCUUCGGCUCCUCCUUCCUCUACGGCUACAACCUGUCGGUGGUGAAUGCCCCCACCCCGGAAGCACACUUUGCUGGCCAAUAAUGGGUUUGCAAUUUCUGCUGCAUUGCUGAUGGCCUGCUCGCUCCAGGCAGGAGCCUUUGAAAUGCUCAUCGUGGGACGCUUCAUCAUGGGCAUAGAUGGAGGCGUCGCCCUCAGUGUGCUCCCCAUGUACCUUAGUGAGAUCUCACCCAAGGAGAUCCGUGGCUCUCUGGGGCAGGUGACUGCCAUCUUUAUCUGCAUUGGCGUGUUCACUGGGCAGCUUCUGGGCCUGCCCGAGCUGCUGGGAAAGGAGAGUACCUGGCCAUACCUGUUUGGAGUGAUUGUGGUCCCUGCCGUUGUCCAGCUGCUGAGCCUUCCCUUUCUCCCGGACAGCCCACGCUACCUGCUCUUGGAGAAGCACAACGAGGCAAGAGCUGUGAAAGCCUUCCAAACGUUCUUGGGUAAAGCAGACGUUUCCCAAGAGGUAGAGGAGGUCCUGGCUGAGAGCCGCGUGCAGAGGAGCAUCCGCCUGGUGUCCGUGCUGGAGCUGCUGAGAGCUCCCUACGUCCGCUGGCAGGUGGUCACCGUGAUUGUCACCAUGGCCUGCUACCAGCUCUGUGGCCUCAAUGCAAUUUGGUUCUAUACCAACAGCAUCUUUGGAAAAGCUGGGAUCCCUCCGGCAAAGAUCCCAUACGUCACCUUGAGUACAGGGGGCAUCGAGACUUUGGCUGCCGUCUUCUCUGGUUUGGUCAUUGAGCACCUGGGACGGAGACCCCUCCUCAUUGGUGGCUUUGGGCUCAUGGGCCUCUUCUUUGGGACCCUCACCAUCACGCUGACCCUGCAGGACCACGCCCCCUGGGUCCCCUACCUGAGUAUCGUGGGCAUUCUGGCCAUCAUCGCCUCUUUCUGCAGUGGGCCAGCCCUCCCAAGACUUUUUGCAAUGAUCCUGAUUCUGUUCCAAGUGUUUGCAACUGUGGCUUUCUUUUGACUGUAGAACAUGCUGCAUUUCCAGGGCUUUAAAUGCUGGGCUCCCCAUCAGUGUCUAUGGGACUCCCUGGAGGGAAGGCCACCUGCACCUCCCAAUCCCAGAUCACCUGUCAGCCCCUGCCCUCCGCUUCCUCAAUCCAUCUUCAACCCCCUGUGUUGACCCAGCACCUGGGCCUCGCUGGCUAGCAAUGACUUUAGCCACAAGAUGGACCAGGGUUUAGAAGCUUCAUUUAAACUCACAUUGAGAGUGUACAGUUUAAAGCCUCAGGGAACUUACCUGUCUAAGAAAAGCUGCCACUUAGACCAUGAGACCAUCUUGCAUCUUCCUAAGUGGACAGGGAAGAGCAAGUCCCCAGGGGAGCCACCCGGGAAAGUGUGGCAGGAAGAUGCUCAGAGCUGAAUGGCAGAGAGACUCAUGGGCCUGCUCUCCAUGAUUAAAGAAGAGGGAUGGAUCUCCCAGGAGAGGGCCAGGAGGCCGCCUGAGGCAGCUUCUGUGAGGAACAGGUCGAUGUAAGAAGACUUGACAAGGAGUUGAAAUUAGGUGAAAGCAAAGAAAGAAAACAAGAGAGGCAGUUUCCUGCUGCAUAUUUUAUUUGUGUGCAUAACCCCAAGGCAGUGGCAGGGAAGUCUAAUAAAUGAGGCAAAAUAAAAGAGCUUCACCUUUUAAAAAAAGAAGAUCGUUGCCAAAAUGUGUCAAUUCCAGUUUUAAAAAUCACAUGAAGCCCUGACUCUGUGCCUGGCACCAAGUUAAGUCCUCUAUGGGGAGUUUGUGUUUAAAUGGAGUGGACAGAUGCAAACAAGAUGGAGCGGUAAGGCCACUGCCAUUAUCAAGGUGCGAAUUAAGGUCUGAGCACCCCAGAAGAUGGAGCGGUCCUGAUGGAAGAUGCCUCAGCACAUACCUUGCUUGGAAAAAGGACCCCUCUGGAAAGACUGCAGGGGCGUAUCAGCAUUUGACAGAACCUAUGUGGUCGUCUCUGCCUGCCCUGCCUGCCCUCCCUCUCUAUCCCGCAUUCUCCCUGCACUGCAGCCAUCUGGAGCCACAGGCAGCUGCCCCCUGCCCCACACGCACAAACACACACACACACACACAUACACACAUAAAUACACACACACACACACGCUUCAUGGUCUCAGCCUUUGCAUGUGCUAUUUCCCCUCUUGCAACAACCACCCUUAUUCAUCCAUUUGAGGUGUGGCUUCUCAUCUUCAAAAAGUCAGCUCAUACUGCAUCUUGAGACUUUCUUAGAAACAGCCCGCCCCUCUGGGCUCCCACAGCCCCCUAGAUUAACUCCUAGUGUAUCCCCACCCCCACCCCAUUACAAUGGCCAUGGUUGGUCAGUCCUCCUAACAUCAGGGACUGCUUCAAAGACAAGAACCUUGUUUCUAUCACCUGUAUCCAAACACACAGCCUGACAGUGGGUCAGCACUCAAUAAAUGCUUGUAUUUUUCAUGAAUUCAUUCAAAACAUACUCAUUAAGUUCCUACUGUGUGGUGUGUGGUGUUUUCUACCACCACAGCUCACACCAAAUGUGUGUGUGUAUUUUGACACCAAACACAUGUUUUCCACACCACCUCUUCAAUUUGUCUCCACCAACAACUGGGUGUCCAACAAUUCAGCUCAAUUCUGACACUGCCUCCCCAGAGUGUCAGAAAGAGUUAAAGGGUUCAAUCCCACAAGACUGCCCUCACUUCAGACACCAACCAAAAACAGAGUCCCAGGGAGCCGGCACUUCUGCUCUGCUGACUACAAAUUCAGGGGUUCCCAAGGCUACCCUCAGGUUUGAUAAUUAUUUGCUAGCAUGACUCCCAGAACUCAGGAAAGUGCCCUACUUACAAUUACAGCUUUAUUAUAGAGGCUGCAACUCAGAAACAGCCAAGUGGAAGAGAGGCAUACAGAAGGUAUGGGGGUGCAUCACGGGGCAUGGAGCUUUCAUGCCCUCUGUGGAUACACCAGCCUCCCAGCACUUCAGUGCGUUUACCAACUGGGAAACACCUCAACCCCAUCAUUUAGACGUUUCUAUGGAGGCUCCAUUAUAUAGGCAUGAUUGAUUCCAUCACUGGCCACUGGUGACUGAACUCAGCCUGCAGCCCCUCUCCCUUCCUUAGAGGCUGGAAGAUGGAGCUGAAGGUUCCAACCCUCCAAGCAUGGCCAGCGCUGCCUUGAAACCAUCUAAUGACCCACCUGAGUCACCACAUUAGGGGUUCAUUAUAAAUGACAAAAGCCACUCUUGUUACUCCAGAAAUCCCAAGGCUUUUAAGAAAUCUGGGCCAAAAACUAGGGACAAAAAUCAAAUAUAUAUAUAUUGCAAUUUUAUAUAUAUAUAUAUGUGUGUGUGUGUUAUGCCACAGUGCCAGCCCUGGGCUGGGAGUUGAAGAUAAAAGGAUGAGCAAGACAGUGUCUCUACCCCCACAGAGGAAGAGGAGAGGGACAGGGCACAGUUGAGAAUGACCACUAUAGACAUUCUAUAGGAGGAAGGGGGCUGGCACUCUCAACUGCAUUGGCUGCUGGCCCCGGCUGACCCCGAGGAGGAAACCCUCCUGCAAACAGUGUUGAGAAUCCCAGCCAGGCUCUUAGGAUUGCACACAGCAGGUGUGCCCCAACAGGAGCCUGGUGAGAUCCAGAAGGGGUAAAGGCUGUGUCCAGCAGACCCAGAAGAGCCUGGGACAGGAAGAUGGCAGGAGCAUCAGAUAACAUAAAGAGUCAAAGCCACCCACUUGUAUGACAUUAUCUCAAUGCCAGGCCUGCACCUGCAACAUCUGGAAAGAAGAAACCAUGAAACAUCCUGGCCCUGCCCUGCAAGUGAAAGGGCUCAGUCCUUUAACUCCUCCUAUGCUGGAGGAGCCCACAGAAGAGACAGACCUGGGAAUGAAUAAGUAUUGCUUACUGGAUUUACAGGAGGCAGGAGAGGGAAAAAAGAAGGAACCCAUGUGUGUCAAAUGCCUGGGAUUCGUCCAAACAUUGUUCAUACAUGAUCCCUUUCAAUUCUCUCAUGCCAGCAAGGUUGAAUCCAUGAUCUCAAAAGAGGCAAGGUGGAGUCCAGACUCAACCCUAGAUAUGUCUGCCUCUGAAUCUCCUGCCAGGGGGGCAGGCACUACCCCAAGUUGGGUGGGAGGGCUCUGUGCACCAGCCUGCACUGCCCCAAGAGGGAGCUCAGCCAGCAGACAGCAAGGUCUCCCUGCCUGGGAUGGGGUGCUUAGGCAGGUACGGGCACAUUCUUACUUGUUGAAUGAAUAAACAAGUGAAUGAACAAAUAAUAGAUGAAAGAAAGAACCCUAUCCGUGGCCUUGGCCUCACCCCAAUUACCUUAAGUAUCCCAGCACUUUAGGGGGAGUCGAAUCAGAUGUCUCCUUUCCCCUCAAAAGUUAGGGAAUUGUGUGCAAAGCAGAAUGACAAAUUGCUUUCUAAUCCUCCGGACCAAGCAGAAAGUAUUGCAUAGAAGGAAUAAAUAUAUGCACAUUAAAAUAACUAUAGCUAUAAGUUAAGAGACAUAAUGACACCAACUUGGCAUAUAGUCAUAAUUUUUGAAAAACUGUUUAAUGAAAAUUAAAUGGAAAUGUCUCACAAAUCUAGACUUAAAACUAAAUAGUAGCCAUUGCUCAGGACACAUCAAUGUCUCUAAAAUGAAUUCGUACAGAAGGUGAGAAUUAACUCCAGCAUUGGUGCUAGUCCCUGUCUAGAAACAAAGACUCAGACUCCACACCCAUUACCACACAGGCUUUUAGGGAAGGGACUUAAAAGAUGAGCUAUCUAAAACUACCCUGUGAACUCUAAACUAUUAUAUAAAUGUGAAAUUUCAUCCAGGUCCAGCAGGAAUCAGGGAAUCAGGAGAUACAGUCAAGAGGGUUUUAUUUGUUUGUUUGCUUGUUUGUUUGUUUGUUUUAGAGAUAGGGUCUCGCUCUGUCACCCAGGCUGAAGUGCAGUGGUGUGAUCAUGACUCACUGCAGCCUCCACCUCCUGGACUCAGGCUAUCCUCCCACCUCAGCCUCCUGAGUAGCUGGGACAAGUGCAUGCCACCAUACCUGGCUACUUUUUAAAUUUUUUUGUGGGGAUAGAGUCUUGCUAUGUUUCCCAACCUGGUCUGGAACUCCUGGGCUCAAGUUAUCCUCCCACCUUGGCCUCCCAAAGUGCUGAGAUUACAAGCAUGCACUGCCAGGAUUUUAAAAGCAGUUCUGUGAAUGGACUAUUUAUAGCCCUGUGGGUAGGGAUAGGGAACCAGAGAGAGAUGGAGGCCCCUUGGGACGAACAACAGUGGGAAGCUUCAACCACCUCAGGGGUAAACUAAUUUUCAUUAAAUUUCUCCAUAACAGAAGAAUAUAAACACUAAGAAGUAAGAUUUCAUCAGGUAGGGCUAAGCUUUUGCAGCUCUGCAAACCAUUGUGAUAUUUAAGACUUCUUGCCACCUCCCAAGAACCAGUUCUCACCCCUGUCGACAAAGCAUGGCAGAGAUUCAUUUCCGCUUUUAUCAAAAACUAUUUUGAGAUUCUGAGAACCAAACAGGCAAAUUCAACAAUGUGAUGUGCUCUUGCCUAUGGCUUUGUUUGGUGCCCCAUGUCAGACCCCACACUCUGAUGUCCUUUUACAGGGCAAUGCCCAGUGCCAAUGGAGGUUAAGUCAAUAACAUUGUAAUUAGUCCUUCAGCCCUGGGAGCACAAAGAGGAAUAAGAAAUGUCCCAAUCAGGAGCUUGGAGUUCAGUUUCCAAGUAAAGAAGAGGAAGAAGUAGUCAUUGGCUUUGUCACUGGGGGGAAAAGGGGAGGUGGAUAGAGGAAGUUGAGACUCAGAGCGGUUAAGAGCUUUACCUGGAUUACACAGCAGUGAACCACAAUUCCACUUCCUAUCAGUUUGACUCCAGAGCCAGAGUUCUUAAGGUCUACAAUAGGCAACUAAGCUAAAGGCAGGUCCCAGGUACUAAGGGAGCACAGAGGAGAUGUGUGUCUGGGUGAAUGGAUGUCAGGUUACCUAGAGGAGGUACAACUUAGACUGAUUUCUAAAUAUCGAGUCAGAGCAAGCAGAGCCACCAAGUAUGGGUUCUCAGGGUGUGCACUGCACAAGAAGACAUUUCUAAAGACACAGCAUCCCAUCUGAGACAGACGCUAACCUAUGGCCAUUUCUAAAGACACAGCAUCCCAUCUUAGACAGAGAGUAACCUAUGGCCAUUUCUAAAGACACAGCAUCCCAUCUUAGACAGAGAGUAACCUAUGGCCAUUUCUAAAGACACAGCAUCCCAUCUUAGACAGAGAGUAACCUAUGGCCAUUUCUAAAGACACAGCAUCCCAUCUUAGACAGAUGCUAACCUAUGGCCAUUUCUAAAGACACAGCAUCCCAUCUUAGACACUAACCUAUGGCCAUUUCUAAAGACACAGCAUCCCAUCUUAGACAGAGAGUAACCUAUGGCCAUUUCUAAAGACACAGCAUCCCAUCUUAGACAGACGCUAACCUAUGGCCAUUUCUAAAGACACAGCAUCCCAUCUUAGACAGACGCUAACCUAUGGCCAUUUCUAAAGACACAGCAUCCCAUCUUAGACAGACGCUAACCUAUGGCCAUUUCUAAAGACACAGCAUCCCAUCUUAGACAGACGCUAACCUAUGGCCAUUUCUAAAGACACAGCGUCCCACAUUAGACAGACACUAACUUAUGGCCAUUUCUAAAGACACAGCGUCCCACAUUAGACAGACACUAACUUAUGGCCAUUUCUAAAGACACAGCAUCCCACCUUAGACACUAACCUGUGAGAACAUGGGUGCCGAUGUGGGGAUGUGAGGUCUCCCAGCCAGGUUCUGACACAACAGGACUGCACCAUCUCCUACAUCAACUCACAAGCAAAACAGUCAUGCACACAGCUGGGAUUACACAACAUCCACAUAUACUGAUUCACACACAUGCACAUACACACAUGUGCACUCCGUUCUCCAGAUGGCCUCUGAGCUUCCUUUCUAGCCCACUCUCAGAGGCCUGAUUCUCAUCCUCUGCGCGGUUCCAAAACUGGCAUGGUGCUCCACUUUGUGGGAAGGGCACAGAGCUUAGGUGUACACUGGCUCACGGGUGGGGUAAGCAGACAGCUGUGGGGGUACACAUGUGCAUCUGCAGGGCUGCUGCCAUCAGAGAGGGCAUCUGGAGAACUCCCCUGGCAAGGCUGGGCCUGGCCACAGGGUGUGAUCAUUCUGUUUAUUCAAUAAUGUACUAACUUGUAAAAUAUUUUAUUUGAGAAAGGGGCAUUUUUUUUUAAUAGCAAAAGUGCCAUUUGAGCUAGAAGUGGACCUGGAGGUAGCCAGCUAAAGGGAAAAGGAGGAAUGUCUGAGUAGAGGACAGACAUCAGAGAGGAUGCUAAUGGAAGCCUAGGACACAUGUAAAACUGGAGAGACGCUCUGGAGUAAAAGGGCCUCAGGGGACAUCAGGGUGCAGGGAAAGUGGUGGCCAGAUCAUCGUGGGCCUCACAGGCUGAAAUAAUUAAACUUUGUCCUUGUGGAAGUGGGCAGCCACCAAAGAAUUUUGAGCUGGGACAUAGCAUUAUCACACUGGUGUUUAAAAAGUCUGCAGAGGAGGGAAUAAACCAGAGGUAAAAUGUGGAAUAUGGGAGAGGCUUGGGAAGAGUGAAUUCAGAAAGAUCACUAAGGAAUUUGUAUCGGUUAGCUAUGACUGUGUAACAAAUAACCGCCAAGCCUCAUGGAUUAAACAACAACCAGUUAUUAUUGCUCGCAAGAGUUAGUCAGUGUGGCAGUUUUGCUCUUCUGGCCCAGGCUUCUUUGAUCUCAGCUAGAUGAUUUCCUCCUAUCUACAUCCAGCUGGCAGGUCAUCUGGGCACCAGCUAGUCCAAAGUAGCCUCACUCAUUGGUCUGGCACUGAGAAGGGUAACUUGACCACAUGUCCAUCACUGUCCCACAGACUAGACCAGGUUUGUUUAUAUGAUGGUGGCAAAGUUGCAAGAAAAGAAGGGGAAGUGUGCAAAACUGCCUGAGGCCUGGGCUUGGAACUCCACACUAUUUCUGCUGCAUUCUAUCAGCCAAAGCAAGUCACAAAGCCCGCCCAGAUUCAAGGGAUGGGGAAAGACUUUCCCUCCCAUUGGAGGGGCUGCAAAGAACUGUGGCUAUUCUACAAUUGCCUGGAGGCAGUAACUGUAGAAUAGGCAAGAGAUGAGAAUUAUGGGCUUUCCUUCACUUACCCCCAUUCCACAAAUAAUCACUGAGAGCCUACUAGAAAGUGGGCCUCCUUCUAGGCCUGGAGAUGCAGUGGAGGAGCAAACACACAAACACACACACUCACAUGCAUGUGCACACACAUAGAGUCUCUGCCCUUAGGGAUCUUACCUUCAAUAACAGUCAUGGGUCAGGGUCCCCACUGGGAACAUAUGGUACACUCAAACUGGAGUAUUCUGAGGAAUGUUCAAUAAGGACACAAAUUGCUAUGGUGCAAAAAGGCUAUAGGGGAAUGUUGAAGACCUUGACCAUUCCAGCAGUCUCAACAUAUUAUGGUCAUUUCCAAGGGUCCACCCCUCUAGCUGUUAGCUGUGAAGAAAACAAAGCAACUUAAUGAAAGUUAAUUCAUCAAAAGUCAAUGCACUGAGAGGUCACAUUGCUGAAAGUCAAAUCAUAGAGAAACACAAUUUGCUGGAUUUACCUUAUCUCUUUUAACUAUUUAUGAACAAUGUACAUUUUUGUGCAUAGAAUGGAAUGGUUCUAACAGCUUUGAUCAGUUUCUAAGUUCUUCAUCAUGUCUGCGUAGUGAAUUCUGUAGAAUGUUUUUUUUGUUGUUGUUCCUUCUGCUUCAGUUCCCUGUUGUUAUAGCUGGAGGUUAGUAAACAGAGAGAAGCCUCAGCCAAGUGGCAUAAAAUAUACUUUUAUCCACAAAAAGAAUAUAUAUAUCUUUCCCUUUCCAAAUCCAUUUUAUUCCAGAAAUUUAUGCAUACAACAGGAAAUAGGAUUUGGAUAGCAAGCGAUAUAGCAACACAUUUAUCGAAUUUAUUCAUUCAAGCGUUUGGAAAACAGGAGUCUGGAUAGCAAAGGUUCAGAUAGUGAGAGGGAUUCCUGCACAUUCACAGACUGGGUUUCUUUUGUUAACAUAUUUUUAUUCAAAAAUGCAUUUACCAGUCUUUGCUUUUUGAUGAAUUGACCUUGAGCUGACAAUGUGACUUUCAUUCAUGGCAUUUCUGAGCCCUCAUUCCUGGCCAGGACACAGAGGUACCACAUCCCACUGCACCCUGCCCCAACUCACAGGAGAGAUGGUCUGGGAUGCUCUUGGAAUUUUGCUGUGACUUUCCCAAAAUCUACAGUAAGUUGGACAAGUCCCUGUCCCUCUCUGGCCUCAGUUUCACCAUCAGUGAAAUGAGGGGAUGAACCAGAUUAAGGGCUCUCUAACUACAUGGCUGCACUUCAGAACCCCCUUCCCUGGGGAAACAUCCCCCACCCGGGUCCCUGGAUGAGGAGGGACCUCAUCCAGGUUCUGCUGAGGAGGCCUAGGGACAGCAUUUCCACAUAUUUCCUGAAUGAUUCCUCAGCAGCCAUCCCAGCCCAAGCCACUUUCCUGAGCAUGGAAGCCUCCAGAAUUGGUGGCCAGAUCUACCAACCUUGUGGCUGUGCAAUUCACCUCAUUCAAUCCUCAUGGCAGCCCAGGAGACAGACCAUCUUAUUCCCACUUUGCACAUGAAGGGCUGAGUUUCUGAGAGGUCAUAACUCAUAGGUUUUAUGGGGCAGGUGCCCCUGAAGUCAGUGGGUUGGCAGUGUUUGUGCUCUUAGCUACUGUAAUGGGUUGAGUAGUAUCCCCCAAAGAUUCUUGUUCUCUCAGAACCUCAGAAUGUGACCUUGGUUAGAAAUAAGGUCAUUGCAGAUUACUCAGUUAAGGAUCGCAAGAUGAAGCCAUCCUGGAUUUAGGGUGGCCCCUAAAUUCAAUGUCUGGUGUCCGUAUAAGACAAGGAGAGGACACAGGGAAGAGAAGGGCAUAUGAAGGUGGAGGCAGAGAUUAGAGCGAGCGAUGCAUCUAGAAUCAAAGGAACACCAAGGAUUGCCAGCAGCACCAGAAGCCAGGAGAGAGGCGUGGAUGGUUUCUCCCUCAGAGUCUGCAGAGAGAACCAACUCUGCCAACACCUUGAUUUUAGACUUCUGCCUCUAGAACAAUGACAGAAUAAAUUUCUGUUCUCCUAAGACCCCAUGUUUGUGGUGAUUUGUGACAGAAGCCCUAGAAAACGAAUAUAGCCACUAAGUUGGCAGGAAAGUAUUUCCUAAUCCUCUACAUAGCUGUAGAUGCAGGGUACCAGGGCUUUGGAAAUGAGUGAUUUCCACCAUCUGACUCUUAAUGCCAAACAAUGGUGAGUGGGCAAGCUGCCUGCCAAGGUUAUGGUGCACUUUCUGCUUUUUCAAGAAGACCAGGGAACUUUUAAAAUUAAUAAUAUUAUCUUCCAAGCCAGGCACAGUGGCUUGCACUUAUAAUCCUAAUGCUUUGGGAGGCCAAGAUAGGAAGAUCUCUUGAGUCCAGGAGUUGAAGGUUGCAAUGAGCUAAGAUUACACCAAUGUACUGCAACUGGGGUGACACAGCAAGACCCCACACACCCCCCAAAAAAAUCUUCCUAAGUUAAGCACUUGGUCAGCGCUAGAUACUUGGCCACACUCACCCUAAUCCUUACAAAGUCUCCGCAAGGAGACCCUCCUCUCCCCAUGAGGACACCACAGCUCCAGGGAGCCCUGCUUGGGCCACAUCUCAUGGCACAUAGUUUAGGUGGCCCAGCCAGGAUUUGAACGCAUGCCUGCCCAACUCCAAAGUCUCCUUUUUCCAGCCGUUCUCCCUUGCAUUUUCACAUGUUCGGUUUUAGUACUUAUCACUUUCCCGCAGCCUAUGGCAGAGUUAAUUAGUGAGCUUAUCGCCUGAAACUUGAAUGCGAAAACGUGGCAGUGUUCCUUAUGAUUUUUUGCCAAAACCCUCCAGAAAACCUCUCCCCUCAGAAGCAGUCCAAGCAAAUGCUGCUCUGAGAAAGAUUUUGAGCCCUUCAAAGUUUUGGUGCGUAUGCUGGGGUUUUCAACAGAAAUGUAGAAAACCUCAAAACUGGCUCUGCAGUCCUUGAAAUCAGUGACACCUGUCAGGCUCAUAGGUCUUUCUCGUGGUUUCUGUCAGCAGCUGUCUUCCUCUUCACUGUCACUUGGGCAAUCCCUGGGAAUCCAGCUGAGGAAUUUGUCACUUAAUUAUUCCUUGCAGCUGCUGAGAUGGUGAGAACACAGUCCUCUGUUGGGCUGUAUCCAUUUCCUGUGGCUGCUGUGACAAAGUUCCACAAAUGACAGCAAUGUGUUCUCCCACAGUUCUGAGGCCAGAAGGCAGAGAUCGAGGCUUCAGUAGGGAUGCAGUGCCCCUGCAGAGGCUCUGAGGGGAGUCCCUUCCACACGCCUCUCCUGGCCUCUGGCAGCUGCCAGUGCUCCUUGGCUUGUGGCCACAUCACUACACAGUCUCUGCCUCCACCUUCACAGGCCUUCCCCUAUGUGUGCAUCCCAAAACUCCAUCUUCCACACUCUUACAAGGACAUGUGUGAUUGCAUUUAGGACCCAGGUCCUCCUCUCAACAUCCUUAACCUAAUCAUAUGUUUGCCAUUUGAGUAAUAUUUGCACACUCCAGGAUGAGGACAUGGAUGUAUAUUUGUGGGGCCACCACUCAGCCCACUGCACUGGACUAGAGAUAAGCAUCUGUUUUCUCAUAUGCUUUGAUAAACACUUUGGCCUCCUCUACCAAAAACAGUUCAUUCAAGUUAGAUCCUAGUCUAUUGGACACCUACUUACUGUCUGCCAGUCACUGUGCUAGGUCUAAGCUACAGAGAUGAGCAGAGGACAGCCACCAGACCCUUGGGAGAAAGAUUGGCGUAAAAUCAAAUAAGAGUAAUAAUUGACAUAUUGCCAAGCCAUCCCAUCUGCCUGGUGUGUCAGAUAAGAGUCCCAGAGCAGGAAAUGGUUGGCCGUGGUCUAGCAAGGUGAGCAGGGAGGAGUUCACUGGGCAAAUGUGAGGAGGGGGCAUUGUAAGAGGAAGGAGGAGCACAGGAGCCCAGGGCCAGAGGCAGGAGACUGACACUGUGCCUGGAAUUGGGAACCAGCAGCUGGUGAAAGUGCAAAGGUAGACAGAAAUUAGAACACAGAAGGCCUUAAUGUGUAGAACUGCCCUGAAGCCAGUGGGAAGCUACUGUUGGGUUUUAAGCAGGAGGCAUGGACUGACCAGGUUUGCAUGUGAGAAUUGAUUCUAGAAGCUGGGUGGAGACGGAGGUUGAUGCUGAGACCUGAGGCUGGAGACCACUCCCCCGUUCCAUCCACUUCUCAGCCUCCGUUUUCUCUGUGGAAAAGUCCAGAUCCCGACUUAUACUGUCUCUGUCUUACGGAUUAGUGUGAGAGUCAAAUGAGAUCAUUAUUGCCAAUAGGCUCUGUCAAUACAUAGAAUUUAGUUGACCAUUUUCAUUGUCUUCACUUGUGGGUUAAAUAAACACUAAAAUAAAAACAUCAGGGAGCCUGGCUGAGCAGGGAAUAACCUCUUGGAGGAAGGAAAACAUUCCCCUUUAUAUGUCAGCAACUUUGACCCUAGAGGGAAUCAGAACCCAUGCCUUUGGGGGGUGUUCCUGCAGACACAGAGCUGUUCUCCCCCUGGGAACCUCACCACUGCUCAAAAUGUAAUGCAAACAUGAACUGACUUAGUUAUCUCAAUGUUCAAACUUGAAAAAAAAUAAACAUUAUGUUCCAAAA